Dermacentor albipictus is the source of this 3373-nucleotide messenger RNA. Lineage: Eukaryota; Metazoa; Arthropoda; Arachnida; Ixodida; Ixodidae. The record is from RefSeq and is a predicted model, not a curated record.
CCCGACUCGCCUACAUGGUGGCAGCGGUUCACUAUCGCUAUGUCGGCCCCGUCAACGCUGCUUCCCCCGCCGAAACCACUGGACCCGUCAGCAGACGCAUGGCUUGGAUGGAAAACUUGGAAAUGUGAGUUCACAUUGUUCUCCACGGCUACCCAGUUAAGUAAGCAGCCCAAAGAAGUCCAAGCAGCAACGUUACUUGUAACAGUUGGAGAGGAGGGCAGAAAAGCUUACAACGCCUUCAAAUUCGAAAAUGAAGCGGAUAGGAACAACGUCGACAUUUUGCUUCAGAAAUUUGAAGAAUUCUACAAACCAGUGACAAAUUUGACGUUUAAUGAAUUUCGUUUCGGAUCAAGAGACCAAAAGCAAGGGGAGUGUUUCAAUGAUUGGCUAACCGACCUCAGGCUUUUAGCAAAAAACUGCGAGUUCGGGGACCUAGAAGACCGUUUGCUCCGCAGCCGAAUCAUUCUGGGACUGCGAAACAAAAGCUUGCAGGAAAGGCUUAUUUCCGAGAACCCGCCAUACAGUAAGACCAUUGAAAUUUGCCGGGCCCAGGAACUGGGAAAAGAGCAAUUUAAAGAAAUCAGUGAAGGCGCAGAAGCAGCACGUGCCACAGUAAUUCAAGCAGUCACCAAAGAAAGGAAACCGUGUGGUCAUUGUGGCUAUACCGCUCACCGUGGCGAAAUAUGCCCGGCUGAAGGGAAAACAUGCAAGAAGUGUGGUGGGCGUAAUCACUUCGCUCAAGCUUGUAGAUCCUCAAUGCGACGACAAACCAGAGGCGCUAAAAACGUGCUGCGCGAGGUACAAGCGGAAGAAGACGAUUUCUUUUUGCAAGCCCUGACUGUCAGUGCAGUAGAAGCGGCAGAUCAUUGGAGUGCAGCAGUUGACAUUGAAGGCCGUAAGUUUACGUGCAAGCUAGACACAGGUGCUAACUGCUGCGUCAUUUCAAACAAGGAUGCCAAACUGCUGCCGAGCAAGCCACAGCAAACCUGCCACGCCACAUUGACCGCUUUUUUCGGUCAUAAGACUACAGCGAGAGGAAAAAUUCGGCUGCGACUGUCAGCUAACAGCAGAGUGCACGAAGAGUCGUUUUUCGUGGUCGAACAAAAUGUGCCCGUGACGCUGAGUGGAUCAGUGGCGAAACGCCUCGGGUUUCUUUGUCGCGUGCAAAACGUUCACGUCGAAGAGUUAUACCCGGCAGCACAACCUUUCGCAGACGUUUUCAGUGGACUGGGACAGCUGAAAGGCGAGGAGUAUACAAUGCAGCUAAAGCCAGGAGCCGUGGGAGUUGUCGUGCCAGCCAGGAGAGUUCAAGUGGCCCUUCAAGACAAAGUCAAGGAAGAGCUUCUGCGCAUGGAAGAACAAGGCGUGAUAGCAAAGGUAAAGGGCCCGACGGAAUGGUCGAGUUACAUGGUCACAGUCAUUAAGAAAGAUAAAGUGCGGAUCUGCCUAGACCCCAUAGCGCUGAACAAGGCGUUGUUGCGGGAAAACUAUCCUAUGCCUACUCUCGAAGACGUUGUGCCAAAGCUUGCGGGCGCCAACGUUUUUUCAACCUUAGACGCAGCAUCGGGGUAUUGGCAGAUAAAGCUAGACGACGCAAGUUCAAAACUUUGUACAAUGAGUACACCGUACGGACGCUACAGAUUCUUGCGCAUGCCUUUUGGCAUUGCCUCUGCUCCGGAGAUAUUUCAGGCAGCGAUGCACCGCGUCCUAGAAGGUCUGCCAAAUGUCGCAGUAGUAAUGGAUGACAUUCUUCUCUGGGGCAAGACUAAGCAAGAGCACGACCACAAUCUACAACUUCUUCUAACGCGCUGCCGAGAACAGAAUCUUCGACUAAACUUGAAGAAAUGCUUCUUUUUGCAGCGAGAGGUGCGCUACCUGGGACACGUGCUCAGCGCCGAAGGCCUGCGUGUGGACGCCCAACGUGUUCAAGACAUUCUAGAAAUGCCGACACCAAGAAACUCCUCUCAACGCUCCCUGCAAGAUUUACUAGCAGCAACCAAUGAUGACGACACCCUCGUAAAGCUACGGGAGUACGCGAAUACAACGUGGCCUCUUCGCAAGCAAGAAGUCCCGGAGCCACUUAGGUUGUAUUGGGCGUACCGGGAUGAGAUACAUGCACAGGACGGCCUCGUGUUUCGAAGCAACAAGGUAAUUGUACCACAAUCAAAGAUAUGGGAAAUGAUGAGUCUUCUUCACGUGGCACACGUGGGAGUGGAUAAGAUGAAGGCGAGAGCAAGGAACGUGAUGUUCUGGCCGAAUAUUUCCAGCAACAUUGAGCAGUUCUGUAAAGCCUGUAAAGUGUGCCAAAAGCAUCAGCCUCGACAGCCUAAAAUGCCACCCCUGAGUCAUGAUGUGCCCUCCCUGCCAUGGCAAGUUGUCGGCAUGGAUUUGUUCUUCUUUGAAGGCCAUGAGUUCGCCCUUAUUGUCGACUUCUACUCCUUCUUCUUUGAAAUUCGAGAGUUUCGUACAACGGCGAGCUCUCUUAACUCGUGGUGUUCUCAAAUUUUCUCAGUCCAUGGCUUGCCCAGGAAGUUGUGCACUGACAAUGGUCCACCUUUUAACAGCAGCGAGUUUAAGGACUUUCUCAACACCUUGGCUAUUGAUCACAUCACCUCAAGCCCCUAUCAUCCGCGUUCCAAUGGCAUGACUGAGAGAGCGGUUCAGGAAGCAAAAAAGCUGUUAAAGAAGUGUGCCUUUAAAAUGCCUGUGUUUCAAAUGGCAUUGCUUGAAUGGCGCAAUACCCCACGUGAUGAUGUGCUCCAGUCCCCCGUGCAGAGGCUGAUGGGACGCCAGACUAGGACGCUUCUACCAGUACCUACCAGCCACUUGGAACCACGGACAAUUCCCCCUGACGUGGUCCAGGGCCGCCUUCAAGAAAUGCGCCAAUGACAGAGAACCUACUACAACCGUGGCAGCAGGAACUUGCCGCCUGUGAUGCCAGGUCAGCAGGUCACAGUGUACGAUACCAACCAGCGGACCUGGUCUCCCGCCGUCUUUCUCCGACCAGCCGAUGAACACCGCUCAACGAUAGUCAAGACUGAAGACGGCCGGGAACUUCGGCGCACACGAGAGCACCUCCGCCUGGUAGACCCACAGCCGGAAGCGAGCCUCCUGCCCGAAGACGUAUCUUCCACGGAGCCCCCGCAAGAACUACGUCGAAGCGCAAGACUUCGACGCGAGCCCUGUCGGUACCCUCAACAAGAGACACGGUAACCACGUCUUAAGUUCCCCUGUAAAAGGGAAGAUGUAGCAAGGCUGAAUAGGUGCUACGUCACGCUUAUAUGUAUGCACUGCGCAUGACCCACUGCGGCACUACUUUGUAUAUAUAUCCCGUUCAUUCUUGCAAUAAAGUUGUUCAUUGCCGACUCGCCUA